UCCGGUGUUCCCCCCGCCCCCAUACAGCCAUGGCUGCCGCCGCCGUCGCCGCGGGCCCUGGUGCCCCCCUACCCCCGGACGAAUUGCUUCCGAAAGGCGAUGCGGAGAAGACUGAGGAGGAGCUGGAAGAGGACGAUGACGACGAGCUAGAUGAGACCCUGUCGGAGAGACUCUGGGGUCUGACGGAGAUGUUUCCGGAGAGGAUCCGCUCCGCGGCCGGAGCCACUUUUGAUCUCUCCCUCUUUGUGGCUCAAAAAAUGUACAGGUUUUCCAGAGCAGCCUUGUGGAUUGGGACGACUUCCUUCAUGAUCCUGGUUCUUCCUGUUGUCUUUGAGACAGAGAAGCUGCAAAUGGAGCAGCAGCAGCAACUGCAGCAGCGGCAGAUACUUCUAGGGCCGAACACAGGGCUGUCAGGAGGAAUGCCAGGGGCUCUACCUUCACUUCCUGGAAAGAUCUAGAUUGUUACUGCUAUGUUUGACUUGUCUUGGUGGGAGGAGUUUGAAAAUUCCAAGUGUUUGAACUGCCUUUUUUUUUUUUUAACUUUGGCACAUCAACCUAUCUUAACUUGGUUGGGAGAAUUUCCCCUCUCAUUGUCUCAUGGAGAGACUCCCAACUUGCAACAAUGCCCUCCAAGCUAUCCUGACUUAACUUCUGUCCUCACUCUGAUGAGUGCAACAGUGCAGAUGGUUUCUCCAACUCUGGCCAUCCGCCUUUCACCAAAUUACUCCUGACUAGAAGAUCUCCUCAGUAACUCAUUGUGGAGUAGGAACUGAUGCCAUUGAGGAUGAUGUACCCGACCAUUGUUUUGACGUGCACACUAUAUGAAAUACAAAAUGCAUUACAGCUAUAGUGUAAAAGCAGCCACUGUGAAUUUCUAUGUAUGUUGGAAAAGAGGGAGGGCUGGCAGCAGCUUCAACCACAGGAUGGGGACUGGAGGGCAGAGCAGGAGCUCAGUUCCUCUGCACAUUUUGGCUGUUAGACCCGUGUGAGUGUGUGUCUAAAUGAGAAAAAAAAAAAA
Messenger RNA from Molossus molossus (Pallas's mastiff bat), 1018 nucleotides. RefSeq names its product translocase of outer mitochondrial membrane 22 (gene TOMM22). The transcript is spliced from 4 exons. Gene Ontology annotation, biological process: intracellular protein transport. Gene Ontology annotation, cellular component: mitochondrial outer membrane. Lineage: Eukaryota; Metazoa; Chordata; Mammalia; Chiroptera; Molossidae. The record is from RefSeq and is a predicted model, not a curated record. The coding region runs from base 30 to 458 and encodes 142 amino acids.